Dictyostelium discoideum AX4 is the source of this 1851-nucleotide messenger RNA. RefSeq lists its product as hypothetical. The record is from RefSeq and is a predicted model, not a curated record. Lineage: Eukaryota; Evosea; Eumycetozoa; Dictyosteliales; Dictyosteliaceae. The transcript is spliced from 4 exons. Bases 1 to 1851 code for a protein of 616 amino acids.
AUGGUUGAAUCAAAAAAAAGAGUUAAUCAAUCAUUAGUUAAACCAAAAAAACCAAUAAAACAAAUCAAAUUAGGUAAAAAUACUAAAAUUACUAAAAAUGUAAAGCAACCUAUAAUUGAAGAACCAGAAGAACAAGAAGAACAAGAAGAACAAGAAGAACAAGAAGAACAAGAAGAACAAGAAGAACAAGUUGAACAAGUUGAACAAAUAGAAGAAAAAGAACAAGAACAAGAAAAAGAAGAAGAACAAGAAGAAGAUAAAAUAACAUUUAACAAUAAUGAAGAAGAGGAAGAGGAAGAAGAAGAAGAUGGUGAUGAUGAUAAAGAUGAAAAUGUUGAAAAAAAACCAAAAGGUAAAACCAAUGAACAAUUAUUAUGCGAAAGAUUUAUAAAAACAAUGGCAGCAUCAUAUGCUCAACAAUUAAAGGGUAAAAAUUCAACUGGUUCAACACUUAGAGGUUUAUAUUUUGAAUCAAUAAAUCAACUUAAACAUGAAGGAAUUAGAGAAUUAUUAUUUAAACCACAAUCUUGGCAUAAAUUUUAUAGAAUAGUUAGAGCAAUAUUAAAAUCUAAAAAAGAUAAUGAUAUUGAGGAUAUUGAAAUUAAAGAAACUGUCGAUGAUGAUGAUGAUGAAGAUGAUGAUAAUGAUGAAGAUAAUGAAAAUAAUAAUAAUAAAUCAGAAGAUGAGGAAGAGGAGGAAAUUUCAAAUACAAUUUUCAAAAAUUUAUUAUCAUAUCAAAUUAUUAGUGGUAGAGAAUCAUUAAUUCAACAAUUAAAAGAUAAUCAACCAGAAGAAUUACAACAUUUAUAUAAACAAUCAAUUUCAUUAAAUCAAUCCGAUAAAUAUUCAAUAAUUAUAAAUUCAUUUUUUAUAACUUCAAAAUUAUCACCUUGUCAAUUAUUACAUAAAUUUAUAAUGUAUUCUUUAACAUUAAAUAAUGUAACAAAUGAAAUUAUAGAUAUGUUAAAUACAAUUAUAGAUUUAUCAGAUAUUAAUGAUAAAGAAAGUAAUUCAAGUAUUUAUAAAUCAUUAAGACAAUUUUUAUCAAUUUCAAUUUUAGAUAAUUUAAAAAAUAAUAAUAGUAUUGAUAAUGAUGUUUCAAUUAUUAAAUCAUAUGUUAAAUUGGCAACUAAUUUAUUCAAAUUUUCAUUAUUAAAUUCUUCAAAUUCAUCAAUUCAAUUCAUUGAAUCUGAUUAUUCUGCAAUUAAAUUAUUAUUAGGUAAAUCAAUAACAUUUUUACCAAAAUUAGUUAGUAUGAUGACCUCUUUUGAUUUCUCUCAAGAUCAAUUUAUUCAGCAAUCACCAUCAAAUAAUAAAAAUAAUAUAAAUAAUAUUUCAAUAUUUUUAAAUCAAUUCAUUCAAGAAUCAAAAUUAUCAAAUCCACCAACAAAUUCAAUUAGUUAUUUAAAAUCAAGAAUUUUAUGUGAAAGAGGUAUUUUAGUUUUAACAAAAUUAAAGGAUCCAUUAUUAACAAAAUUAAAGAUAUCAUCAGCAACAUUACCAGUACCAGAAUCAUUAUUAAAUUUCUUUAAAGAGAAACAAGGUCAAUCAUUAUUAAUUAAAACUCAUAAAAGUAUGGAUGAUACUCAAGCAAUUAGAUUAUUAAAAUUAAAUAAUCUUUUAGAGAUUUUAAAUAAAAUUGAAGAAAUUGAAAAUCAACAACAAGAUGAUGAUGAUCAAGAAAAUGAUUAUAUUGAAGAUCAUUACACUAUUAAUAAAGAAGGAGAUAACACAAAUGACGAAAAUGGUGGUGCUGAUGAAGAAAUUGAAGAUCAAAUUGAUUCAAUGGAUGGUACAAAGAGUUUAUUAGACUUUUUAGAUGAAGAUGAUUUAAAAUCUGAUGACGAAUAA